Messenger RNA from Sinocyclocheilus grahami, 2085 nucleotides. RefSeq names its product regulator of G-protein signaling 5-like. Lineage: Eukaryota; Metazoa; Chordata; Actinopteri; Cypriniformes; Cyprinidae. The transcript is spliced from 4 exons. The record is from RefSeq and is a predicted model, not a curated record. The coding region runs from base 66 to 518 and encodes 150 amino acids.
GAGAGCAGGCAGACAACUCCUGGUGGUGGACUAACUGUGCAAACCUAAAGUGAACAGCUCAGAUAAUGUGUAAGGGAUUAGCUGCCCUGCCCCAGACAUGUCUGGAAAGGGCUAAGGAGAUCAAGACUAAAUUGGGAACUCUGCUUCAGAAGCCAGAGAAUUCCAUCGACCUUAUUAUCCCCUACCAAGAAAAGCCUGAGAAGAAACCAGAGAAGCUUCAGAAACCCACACCUGAAGAAGCAGCCCAAUGGCGCGAGUCCCUUGAUAAGGUCCUUUCCAACAGCUGUAAGUAUGAUGUUUAUCUUAAUGGCCAUUCGGUUGCAUUUUGCAUCUUGAAAGUUCUUCCAGGCAUGAAGGUGAACAUCGACCACUGCACCAAAGAUGUGACUCUGAGGAACCUGGUGGAUCUUUCUCCCUCCACCUUCGAGCUGGCUCAGAGCCGGAUCUACACCCUGAUGGAGAAAGACUCCUUCGGUCGGUUUCUGCGGUCUGAGCAGUACCAGGAACUCCUCAAGUAAACUGACUUGUCCAGCUGCAGGGAGACUCAUCACUUUGAUCACAAAUUUAUGUCACAGAAAUCAUUUUUACUCAAAGUCUUUAAUGUACACUUUUUGACAAAUUUCUAAAGCUCAUUAAACGAUACCACAGUUGGUGGAAGUGGAAAACAUCGGGAACGGUUGCAAUGUCUCCCUGCAGCUGACUGAACUGGCCCACUGCUAACAACAACAUCUUAACACAAUGUGAUUCUUGCCCAGUGCUCUGAAUGUCAAAGUCAAGAACUUCAAUAAAAGAAGUUGAUUAGGGUUUAAGACACAGUAUUGCUCCUUGUAAAAGUGUGAUUUGUCAUUAGCAAACAUUUAAUUUGUACAAGUGCAAAAUGCCAAGGAUUUGAAGCGCCUCUUAAAAUCUUGUAUAUAUGUCCUAUUAAUUGGAGUCACACUCUUUUCUGACCCCUGUAGACUAAAUAAAGACUAAAACUGAUCCCCACUUGUAAUUUAUGGCUUUUCGGAUAAGUGCAGAAGUGUUUCAUGUUCUUUUGAUGAGGACAUUCUGACCCGAGCAUCUAAGCAGCAUGUUCAUCGAGGGGAAGAGGCUGGGGAAUGGGAACGGGAGAUUGUGGGCUUUUUCUUGGAAAUGUCUGUGUUAACAUUAAAAUGCCCAAAUGGUAAACCAAUGGAAAUCACGGGGAAACGACCCGCUUAGUAUUGAAAGCUAACUAUAAGUCAAAGCUAAAAAAAAAAGUGUGACAUGUUAAGAUGCACUCCAGUCUCUGGGAACUUGUUGUUUGGGUUACCGCUAUUGAAAGUUGCUAAGAAGGGAAUAUUAAGUAGGAGGGAAUCUCUGUAAAGCACUGUGCACAUUCUUUUUUAUUCUAAAGGCAAUGUUUAUUCCCAUGCCACUUUAAAAGCAGAACACAUUUAGAUUAAGUCAUGGAAACCCAAAAUAUCUGAGUGUUUUUUCCGACUUUCUAAAGCAACCAUUUAUCACAAUACCAUACAUUUAUAAGUCCUAUAAACUAUUAUACUCUAAAUAAGAAUGAUUGCUGCAAAAUGUUAUUGAAGUUAACAUCAAUUAUUUGCUCUUAGCAUAUGCAGCCAGUCGUGAGUCAAGUUAUUGCAGACAGAAAGGCAUAUCAAAUAUAUGUAACCCACAUGUGUGAUAUUCAGUGUUUUUUGCAUUUCAAGUGUGUUUCACAGACACAUAUACUCUUGCAUGUUUCUUUAUUAUACUGUGUGUAGCUAUGUCACUAAAUCUAAUAACCUUCAUUCAUAAAUGAGCAGUGGUAGGUGCAUCCAGAAGUCCUUACUGAUGUUCCAAAAGCAAAUUAUUAGUUCACUGCAGGACAGGUUUAGUUUAAUAUGGCUAUCAAUAACUAAAGUAUAUUAAAGAGAAAUGGAAUGAAUUCAACAAGAAUUAGUUACAUUUUUAAAAUAAUCUUUUAAAAUUAUUACAUUGGCUUAAAAAAAUACCGAAAUUUUGUCAAAAUUGUCAGUAAGGACUGACAGAGUACCUUGCAUAUUCAAUAAAUCUGCAUAAAACUAUAUGCAUGUAUGUUUGUAGUUGAUCAUAUAAAGUCCAUAAUCA